UGGCUUUGGGAACCUAAAGGGUUGUCAUUCAAUGUUCCAGUACAUCUUGAUCGCUUUAACAGUAACACUUGCCAAUGCUGUUAAUAUAGCACUGAAUAAACCAGCCCGACAGAUAACUACUUUGGGUCCUACUAGAUUUGCAACAAAAGCAAAUGAUGGAAGUACAACACCCGCGACGGAUCCUAACUGUGCGCACACACUUUUACCUUUAUCUGGUAUACCUAAUUGGUGGUAUGUGGACCUACAAUCAUCAUAUACCAUAAACAGUGUUGGCAUACGUAACAGAGAUGAGUGUUGUUCACACCGUACAAGUGAUUUCUACAUAACUGUUUGGGAAUUCGAUCCAGGACCCCACAUCAAAGACAACAUGGAAGUGACGUAUUUUACGUGCAAGUAUUAUGCGGGACAAGUACCAACUAGUAGUGUGGUCAUUAUACCUUGUACAACUACAUGCACAGGGCGAUUUGUUGCCUUGAUACUUACUAAGCGAACUGAAAUGAAUAUCUGUGAGGUCGAAGUUUAUGGAACUCCUGCUCCACUACCAUUACGAACUUCAAUGAAAAUUUCAAAAUUCAAGAAUAAAAAGGCUAUUCCGUCAGUGACACCCACUGUCUACAAUACUCAGAAUAUACUCCAAUGCUCUAUUAUGUGUAUGAAAGAUGACCAGUGUUUCAGUUUCAACUACAAGUUCAGUGCAGGAGGAAAUUGCGAAUUAUUGAGUGUGGGGGUCCACCCUAUCGAGGAAACCGUGGUAAGUUUAGAAUGGACCUGGAGUGUUUUGUCAAAGAGAAAUGAAGAUGUGUGUAAACUUGCUGGGCCAUAAAACUAAUAUCAAAGAACCAGUCACUAUAGCCAUUAUACAGACCAAGAUGAAUUAUUGUGAAUUGUACCAGUAGACUAAUAUACGAGACACCAGAUAAAACCUACAUGCUUAGCUCAUGCGAUCCUACAAAUGCACAAUCCCCAGACCGAAACCAUGGCACUUGAAACCAUUCACGAUGCUGUGUGGUUGUUUCUUAAAUUUGGUAGUGUGCGAUUUAUAUUUCUUAUUUACGGGUUUUACACAAAUCUGUUUCCUUGAGUUAAAGUUACAAUUUCAUAUUUUUAAGUUAUAUUUUUAAAAUGUAGUAAAAUAAAGCCCUAAAAUAGAUGGUAUCUAUAAAUAGUCCUACCUUGUUAAAGAAUAAUCCUAUUAAUCCUAUAAUUCACUAUUGCCAGUUGAG
Patella vulgata (common limpet) is the source of this 1223-nucleotide messenger RNA. Its product is annotated as fucolectin. The record is from RefSeq and is a predicted model, not a curated record. The transcript is spliced from 4 exons. NCBI's taxonomy places the organism in Eukaryota, Metazoa, Mollusca, Gastropoda, Patellidae. The coding region runs from base 32 to 823 and encodes 263 amino acids.